AUUUGAUCUUGCCAGCUUUGGAAUUCUUUUGAGCGACCUAACCCGGAAGCAGCCUGAUUCUGAGCCUAUGAGCCUUGAAAUCGCCAGGAGAUGAGCGCCACUCUGAAUUAUAAGUCUUUUUCUAAAGAGCAGCAAACUAUGGAUAACUUGGAGAAACAGCUUAUUUGUCCCAUCUGUUUGGAAAUGUUUACUAAGCCAGUGGUUAUCCUUCCAUGUCAGCACAACCUCUGUAGAAAAUGUGCCAGCGAUAUCUUCCAGGCCUCCAAUCCAUAUCUUCCAAUCAGAGGAGGUACCACUGUGGCUUCAGGAGGUCGAUUUCGCUGCCCCUCCUGUAGACAUGAAGUAGUUCUUGAUAGGCAUGGAGUGUAUGGCCUUCAAAGAAAUCUGCUGGUGGAAAAUAUAAUUGAUAUAUACAAACAGGAAUCUUCCAGGCCUGAAAGAAAAACUGAGCAGCCAAUGUGUGAAGAACAUGAAGAUGAGAAAAUUAAUAUUUAUUGCCUGAAUUGUGAAGUGCCCACCUGUUCCAUGUGCAAAGUUUUUGGUGCUCAUAAAGACUGUCAGGUUGCUCCCCUCUCGAAUGUGUACCAAAGGCAGAAGUCUGAACUUAGUGAUGGGAUCGCUGUGCUCGUGGGAAGUAAUGACAGAGUACAAGGAAUUGUAACUCAGCUGGAGGAAACCUGCAGAACAGUUGAAGAAUGCUGCAAAAGGCAGAAGGAGCAACUAUGUGAAAAAUUUGAUUAUUUGUAUGCAAUAUUGGAAGAACGAAAAAGUGAGAUGACACAAAUAAUCACUCGGAGCCAAGAGGAGAAAUUGGAACAUGUCCGGUCUCUGAUAAAAAAGCAUGCAGAUCAUUUAGAGAUAGUAUCAAAACUGGUGGAAUCAGGCAUCCAAUUUAUGGAAGAGCCAGAAAUGGCUCUAUUUUUACAGAAUGCCAAAGCAUUGCUACAAAAAAUUACUGAAGCUUCUAAAGCAUUUCAGAUGGAAAAAAUAGAGAAAGGCUAUGAAAAUAUGACCCACUUCACAGUCAAUCUUAAUAGAGAAGAAAAGAUAAUUAGAGAAAUUUACUUUUACAGAGAAGAAGAGGAGGAGGAGGAGGAAGAUGCUACAGAAGGGAAAACACCAGAUGAAAUCCAUACUGAAUCAUCAGGUGAAGAAGAUGAAAUAUCUGAACAAGCAUCAUCUCAGCAACUUCAACAGGAUAUUGCAUUGAAAGACACACAAGCAGUAUCUCAGAGUAAUCUGGCACCAUCAUUACCUUCUAACCCAUUAGUUAAUACUCCUACCACAGCAAAACAGGAUGAAAUUGUACAUACUACUACAGCACAGCCUGCAGGACUAGUAGAGACUGGACUACAGUCAAAUGGAGAGUCAUCCGAUCCCUUGUUCUACCCUAGUUGGUAUAAAGCAUCACCACGACAAACAAGCAAUUCAAAUCCAGCUCCAUUGACCGAGAGUAGGCAGGUAGGGCCUUCCAUUCCUGUAGAAGUGAAUGUCAAGAAGACAGAGGCUCCAGAAGCAGCUUCUGCAAAUACAAGUUCUGCUGUGUGUGGUAAGGAAGUUAACCCAUCUACAGAUACUUCACAGACUGGGUCUGAGACCUUACAAGGACAUGUGGAAGGACAGCCUGGGAGCAAUGAAAGAGUUGAUGAGCCAGCUCGUCAUGUUUUCUCUUUCUCCUGGUUGAACUCAUUGAAUGAAUGAUGACUCCUAGUCCAGAUGGCAUCUGGUGAACUCAAUAACAACGAAGAACACAUUGAAAAUAAUAGCGGAUCAGAUUUUAUUUAAGGACUUUAUUUUGAAAAUCAUCACAUUGGAUCUGACUUUUGUACAAUUUGAGCAGGGAAGCGGUGGGGAAGAAAGAGUAGGAGUUAAUACCUUGUCAUGAACAUCAAAUUCAUACACAUUUCUGAACUCAUGGCAAAUAUCAAAUGAUAACAUUACUUGCCCAGUUUGCUUCUGGGCACUGGGAUUUGGACAUAAGGCUCAAUAGUAUUUCUAAUAGCUGAUCUGGGUUAUGCCCAAAUUAUUAUAUGAAUGUGGCAAAUGCCCCUACUUAUGUUCAAAUAAAAUUAAAAUCAGAAGGAAGGAAGGAAUUGAAAAGAAUAAUAUACUUACAAGUAAGCUAAAAACCAAACUAAAAUAAAAGUAAAAAUUCAUUAUCCAUAUUUGUAAAUGCCUUAGGCAUACUCUUAGUUUUAUGUUUGUACUUUAUCAUUUCUUCACUAAAGAUACUGUUGUUAAUAAAUUUCUCAUUAUUUGGAAGUUUCUUUCCUGUUUUUGUAAUUGAAUUCGGUAACCCUGAAAUUAAAAUAUUUAUUAAAAUAUUCAUAGAUUGUUUAGCUCAUAGAAUAUUACUGCAUAUAUAUAAAAUUAAUAAAUCUUACAAUUGUUUUAACAGGAUCAAAAAGGCAACUAUUGGAAGCAAUAACAAAAGAAAAAGAUAAUUAAAAUUGAUGAAAAGCAUAAUGGAACAGAAAUAUUUUUAUCUGUUACUUGAGCUUGGGCACAGCUAUAAUGUUCUUCAGCAGAGAAUCCAAAAGUCAGAACACUGCCACAAGGACUCUUGCACAAAAAGGUGACAUAUAUAACAGGACAUUUACAGAACGUUAAAGAAUUGACAUUUAUAAGCAAAAUCACCAAAAUUAAUGAGGCACUACUUUUCCUGAUGACAUUUGGACUCCAGUUGGGUUUUUUUUUUUAAUCAGAAUUUUCCUAUAAACUGUUAGAUAGCUGGUUUUGAAUGUUUGGAGUUUUCAAAGUAGAUUUUUCAUAUAGUAUAAAGAAUAACAAUUCAAAUCAAUGUUCAAAAUCUUUGCAACAAUUAUGGUGUAUAAUGGAAUAUCCUAAAUUGUGACCUAAUUGCUGGGAUUCUGUUAUUUUUAAUUCAUAGACUUUAUGAUACAACUAAGUUGAAUUCUCAUUUUCUACAUUUACAAUGAACUAAAAUGUCCUACACUGAGAAUCUAUGGCCCUCUAAAUAUUGGGCAUCAACUCCCAUCUUCUCUAGCUUGAUUAAACAAUGAUAAUAGAUUAUGUGAACUGUGUCUAAAAUCAGGUACAGUGCAACAAGUACCUAUAUGUAUGCCAUCACCAAUGAUUCCUUAGAAUUUUAAAAAUGUAUCUCUUUCAAAGCUUCCAUGACUUUUAGUGCAACAUCAUGGAACCUCUUUAGUGACUAGUAGCCCAAAUAUUUUUCAUGUCUGUGUGCAACCUAUUCGUCCAUCAAGAAGAAAAAGAAUAAAUAUUUGAUUUGAA
Molecule: messenger RNA, 3255 nt
Organism: Pantherophis guttatus
Lineage: Eukaryota; Metazoa; Chordata; Lepidosauria; Squamata; Colubridae
Gene: TRIM55
Product: tripartite motif containing 55
Biological process (GO): regulation of microtubule cytoskeleton organization
Cellular component (GO): cytoplasm
Molecular function (GO): zinc ion binding
Source: RefSeq, a predicted model, not a curated record